This is a messenger RNA of Danio aesculapii, 4283 nucleotides long. It is a transcript of the gene appb, whose product is annotated as amyloid beta (A4) precursor protein b. The record is from RefSeq and is a predicted model, not a curated record. Gene Ontology annotation, molecular function: signaling receptor activator activity; transition metal ion binding; heparin binding. Gene Ontology annotation, cellular component: early endosome; plasma membrane; membrane raft. Bases 145 to 2400 code for a protein of 751 amino acids. The transcript has 17 exons. NCBI's taxonomy places the organism in Eukaryota, Metazoa, Chordata, Actinopteri, Cypriniformes, Danionidae. Gene Ontology annotation, biological process: axonogenesis; central nervous system development.
CCUGGAGCAGCUGUGUGCAGUCGCGCAUUCUCACAAAGCACAACCACACGAUAGGGGCACACGAAGCAGAAAAUCGCGACAGAAAAACCCUGAUCCGCUCAGGAUAUAUAUCCACCAGGACGUGCUGCGCUUGGGAACACAGCCAUGGGUAUGGACCGCACGGUAUUCCUGCUGUUAAUGCUGACGACUUUGUCCCUCGCCAUCGAGGUGCCGUCGGAUGACUCGGUGGGCUUGUUGGCGGAGCCUCAGGUGGCCAUGUUCUGUGGGAAACUCAACAUGCAUAUCAACGUCCAGAGUGGCAAGUGGGAGCCCGAUCCAACUGGCACCAAGAGCUGCAUCGGCACCAAAGAGGGCAUCCUUCAAUACUGCCAAGAGGUAUACCCAGACCUCCAGAUCACUAAUGUAGUGGAGGCCAACCAGCCUGUCAGCAUCCAGAACUGGUGCAAAAUGGGUCGCCGACAGUGCCGCAGUCACACGCACAUUGUUGUUCCCUACCGCUGCCUGGUUGGGGAGUUUGUCAGCGAUGCCCUCCUCGUCCCAGAUAAGUGCAAGUUCCUGCACCAGGAGCGAAUGGACAUGUGCGAGAGUCAUCUACACUGGCAUACAGUGGCCAAAGAGUCCUGCGCCGAUCGCUCCAUGAAUCUGCAUGAUUAUGGUAUGCUGUUGCCGUGUGGAAUCGACCGUUUCCGGGGUGUGGAGUUUGUGUGCUGCCCAAUGGAGGAGCAGAAGGACUUAGACAGUGAGGAGCAGGAGGAGGCCAACUCUGAUGUGUGGUGGGGCGGUGCUGAGACUGAAUACACUGACGCCAGCGUGCUGAAAGAACAGGUCACAACCAAGCCUGAGCCUGCAGUGACUGAGGAUGAUGAGGAUCUCAACAAUGAGGAAGAGGAAGUCUGGGACAACGAUGAAGACGGUGACGGUGAGGAUGAUGAAGAUGAGGAAGAUGAUGAUGAAGAUAUAAUCGAUGAGCAAGACACCAGCGAACAGACCUCCAACAUUGCAAUGACGACCACCACCACCACCACAACAGAGUCUAUAGAGGAGGUUGUGCGAGCGGUGUGCUGGGCCCCUGCUCGGUCAGGGCCGUGCCAUGCCAACCUGCCCCGCUGGUAUUUUGUGGCGGAGAAGGGCCGAUGCGCCUCCUUCACCUUUGGGGGUUGCGGGGGAAACCGCAAUAACUUUGAGUCAGAGGAGUACUGCAUGGCUGUCUGCAGCAGCAGUGUGUUGCCAACCAUGGCCCCGAGCCCUGCUGAUGCGGUGGAUCGUUACCUGGAAGCUCCAGGAGAUAUGAACGAACACAUGCGCUUCCAGAAGGCAAAGGAGAGCCUGGAGGCCAAACACAGAGAGAAAAUGUCAGAGGUGAUGAGGGAAUGGGAGGAGGCCGAGAGACAGGCCAAGAACCUUCCUCGUGCUGAUAAGAAGACCAUAAUUCAGCGCUUCCAGGAGAAGGUGGAGUCGCUGGAGAAGGAAGCGGCUGGAGAGAGACAGCAGCUGGUGGAAACGCACAUGGCUCGAGUGGAGGCUCUGCUGAAUGACCGCCGCCGUCAGGCUCUGGAAAGCUACCUGAGCUCUCUUCAAUCUGACCAGCCCAGGCCUCGGCAGGUGCUGAAUCUGUUGAAGAAGUAUAUCCGUGCAGAGCAGAAGGACCGACAGCACACUCUCAAACACUUUGAACACGUGCGGGAGGUCGAUCCUAAAAAGGCCUCACAGAUUCGGCCAUUUGUGAUGACCCACCUGCGUGUGAUUGAGGAACGCAUGAACCAGUCUUUGGGUUACCUCUAUAAAGUGCCUCAAGUGGCUAAUGAUAUCCAGGACCAAGUGGCGGUGCUGGUCCAGCGUGAUCAGGCUGAGGUGACGCAGCAGCUGUCGUCUCUUCAAAGUAAGAUGAGGGUCAGUUAUGGGAACGAUGCCCUGAUGCCGGAUCUGCCAGACAGCACCACACCACUGGACAGCCUUCCUCCAGAGCAGGACGGCCUGGGCUUCAUCCAUCCUGAGAGCUUCAACCAGGCCAACACUGACAACCACGUUGAACCUGUAGAUGCCCGUCCAAUUCCAGAAAGGGGUUUGCCUACAAGACCCGAGAUUCCAAAGGUUCGGCUGGACAUUGAGGAAAGGCACAAUGCUGGCUAUGAUGUUCGUGACAAGAGACUGAUGUUCCUCGCGGAGGACAUGGGCUCUAAUAAGGGUGCGAUCAUUGGACUGAUGGUGGGGGGCGUGGUCAUCGCUACUGUCAUCGUAAUCACUCUGGUUAUGCUCAGGAAGAAGCAGUACACCUCUAUUCAUCAUGGAGUUAUUGAGGUGGAUGCGGCAGUGACUCCUGAAGAACGUCACCUGGCGAAGAUGCAGCAGAAUGGCUAUGAAAACCCCACCUACAAGUUCUUUGAGCAAAUGCAGAACUAAAGAUCCACAUCAUCAUCAUCAUCCCCCAAAAUAUCACCACCAUCACCUCUGCAUCAGGACAGAGAAACAGACUGACCCCCACACACACAAACACCGGUCAGCUCUGUCACCAUCAUUGGCUUCCAUCACCUCAGCAUUUCAUCCAAUCAAGCCAGCGCUCACUCAGACUGCACAGAAAAAAAUGAUGCAUCACUGCUGCCCAUCUGUCAGCGGGCCCGUCCAUCUGUGCGCUUUCAUGCCUGUCCAUCACAGCACUGUUGCCGAGAAUGAAGCCGUUUUCUUUUGCCCUUCUAAACUUACCCAUGAUCCUCCUGUCCACCAUGCUUUAGUUUCGUUUCACCCUCUCUCUCUUGCUUGAUCAUUUUUGUUCCCCUUCCAGAAACUUCUAGAAGCACUUGCUCUUUUGUUUUGCACGUUUCCUUCCUUCCUUUUUCCCGGGCACUCAGAUGACGCAGUGCUGUGUUCGGCUUCAAUCCCAGACGCAGAAUAAUGUAUUCAUCAAUCAAUACGCUUCUCAUUCAGGUUAUUUUUUUUCUCUGGAAACAAAAAAAUAUAUAUUUAAAAACUAGUAAAAACGAAAAAAAUUAUAAAAAGAACAAAAAAAAAACCACAGAGAUCAGAAAUGAAUGUUUGUUUUUAUUUUGUGUGUAAUAUGUAUUGAAUUAAGGCAGAAAUUAGCUGUAUCUAUAUAGUGCAUGGCAAUUUUAACAGAGAGAGAGACAGGUUCUGGAUCCAAAGGCAGAUUUUUGACCGCUCUCUCUCUCUUUCUCGUGUAGAGAUUUUAGCUGGAUUGUACAUUUUAUCGUCUUCUUGUGAUCACAUUUUAAAUAAGUGAGAGAAAAUGAUCAAAUAAUUCUGCUUGGCUACAUCCUCACAAGGACAUGUUUUAAUGAAAGUGUGCUCUCUUACUUUCUUUCCUUUAGACCAGAGGUGUCCAAACUCGAUCCUGGAGGGCUGGUGUCCUGCAUAUUUGAGUUCCAACUCCAUUUAAACACACCUGAAGCAGCUUAUCAAGCUCUUUAGGUAUACUAGAAACUUCAGGCAGGUCUGUAGAAGGAAGUUGGAGCUAAACUAUGCAGGACACCGGCCCUCCAGGACCAAGUUUGAGCUCCCCUGCUUUAGACCAUGCCACGCACACUUAAUGGUUGCAUGGGGCUGGAAAAAGAUGUAUGUAUUGUAUUAUGAAGUGUAAUAUUAGCCCAUGUUUUGGUUCAACACUCUACGCACUUGGCAGUUUAAUUUUUUUAAAGGGGUCAAAGACACCCUAUUUGCCUCAUGAAGUUUUACUCCAUGUCAGGAUUUGGUUAUGGGGCCUGGAUUAGAGAAGGGAGGUAAUAGAAGUGGUGGGAUUUUGCUUCAGAAAUAGCCACCAUUUUUCAAUCGUGUUUUUGUUUGUUUGUCCCACUUUCCCCGUCUUUAUAUUCCACUCCCAGUGUCUGUGAUAUUCACGAACACUUUUUGGGAUAGAAACUCCUCACCUCUCUUUUAUCCUUUCACUGAAGUAUCUCAUAGCACCUUACAGGCCAGAGCAGGUGGGAAGGAAUCGCUAAGAUAGGAUGUAAUGAGUCGCUCUGAUGUUGAUGGAAGUUGUAAAAAAUCUGUUGAAUGAAACACAGCCAUUAAACCAGUCAAACAUUGUGCAGUUUUGUCACAGUGCACACUGCUCAUUACGUUCCUGUAUAGAAUUACCUUAGCUCCAAAAUCUGGUGUUGUGCUGAUUUGUGGAUGCUCCAAGCGAGUGUCUGUGGUCAGUAGGGAACAGAGAAAGCUCUUUCUGUGACGUUUUCCUUCGCUAUCUAUUCCCAUCAUUGGCUCAGAAGGGGGGAAAAAAGCUUUCUACAACACUGUAACCCAUGAAUAAAGUUUUGAAUGUACAUACAAAA